Messenger RNA from Raphanus sativus (radish), 836 nucleotides. RefSeq names its product transcription factor PRE5. NCBI's taxonomy places the organism in Eukaryota, Viridiplantae, Streptophyta, Magnoliopsida, Brassicales, Brassicaceae. The coding region runs from base 418 to 696 and encodes 92 amino acids. The record is from RefSeq and is a predicted model, not a curated record. Gene Ontology annotation, molecular function: protein dimerization activity. The transcript is spliced from 2 exons. Gene Ontology annotation, biological process: regulation of growth; regulation of DNA-templated transcription.
AAAUCUCUUUCUCUUCCAAUUACAUCAUUGUCUAGGUUUAUUGCUCUCUUCUCUCCAUCUCCUGUGGUCCUUACCUAUUUAAAGUCCCUCUUAUCACUUUCUAAAUUUCUUUAUAUCUCUGAGUUUCUUUAGAUUUCAGUUUUCCUCUCGCUGCUCUCUCUAUCCUCACAUCCUUGAGAAAAUAUAAAAUUUGUAGGAUAAACAUAAUCCCUCUAUUUCUACUGGCUUAAUAUCCUGUCUCACUUUCACUAAUUUAACUCGUUAAUUAAUUUACAACAUUUUCUAUUUCUCCCUAUUCCUCUCCUUCUCUUCUCUAUUGUUCAAUCUAGAGAUAGAGAUAAAGUACACAGCUUAAGGGUCAUUUUCUUGCGACAUUGUAGUGUUUCGCCUAAGGAAUAAUCGAAGUCUUACAAGAAAAUGUCUAACAGAAGAUCAAGACAAUCAUCAAGUGCUACGAGGAUCUCUGAUGACCAGAUGAUCGACCUCGUUAGUAAGCUCCGUCAGUUUUUGCCGGAGAUUCGUGAACGGCGCCGUUCUGAUAAGGUGUCAGCAUCGACUGUACUGCAAGAGACAUGCAACUACAUAAGAAAGCUGCAUAGAGAAGUUGACAAUCUCAGCGACCGUUUGUCGCUGCUCCUCGACUCCGUUGAUGAAGAUAGCCAAGAAGCUGCCGUCAUUAGAAACCUGCUCAUGUAACUUUCUAAUAUAUUGAUUUACUAUAUAACUUAUAAUAUAUAUUUGUAAUGUAAUGUUGAUCGCCCUUAAUCAUGAAGCGACGUAUAUUUGCAAUGUAAUGUUGAUCGUCCUUAAUUAUGAAGCGACGUGUUUUUCUCUUA